Messenger RNA from Mesocricetus auratus (golden hamster), 1545 nucleotides. Its product is annotated as translation initiation factor IF-2-like. The record is from RefSeq and is a predicted model, not a curated record. NCBI's taxonomy places the organism in Eukaryota, Metazoa, Chordata, Mammalia, Rodentia, Cricetidae. Bases 1 to 789 code for a protein of 262 amino acids. The transcript has 3 exons.
AUGGGAAAUAUCAAGGAGGUAAAUGUGAUUGGAGAUCAGAAAACUAGUCAGAGCCAGAAAACACAUUUGCAAAUCAUCAGCAUACAGACAGAGGGGGCGGCGGUGGCCGGGGCUCGCAGCCCGAAGCCCGUGGCCGUUCCCCGACUUGCCUCAGGAGGGGGCGGCCCGCGGGAUGCCGCUUCCCGUCCUGCCCGCCGCCGUCCGUCCCACCUCGCUCGGCCUGGCGCCCCGGGGCUCCGCUCGGCGUCCCCCGCUCCGGCCCCCUGGCCUCCAGUCUCCCGGUCCGCCGCGGCCCAUGGCCUGAGGCCCAGGCCUUGCGGGUGGGCGCCGGCCGGGGGUCUCUGCGCCCCACACACGCGUCCCCGCGUCCUCAGCCCAGCCGCCUUCAGGGCCCUCGGCGGCGCCCGCUCCCGAGACCCCUCAGCCUCUCUCCGCCCCACGGCGGCGCACCCCGCGACGUCCCCGGGACGGGACGCCCCACUCUGCGCCACCAUCACCCCGACCCGCCGCGCCCCCACCCCCCGGGGCACUAGUGCCAACGGCAGCUCCCCCGGCCCCGGACCUACCUGCACGGCUCAACCAAGCCUAGAGUGGGGGGGGCAAGCUUCCGCCCUCCUCUGUCUCUCAUUGGCCCGUCCGAGGCAAUUCGCGAACGCCAUUGGCUGCGAGUGGACGUCCCUCAGAGCUGUGGGGCGGGACGGUGGGGGGGGAGAGAUGCUGGUGCCUCGGCGUCUCUGUCUCUGUAUCUCUCAUAUCUCUGUCUCGGCCCGUAGGAAAGGAGAGGCUUGAGCUAGACGGAACUGGACAGGGGCCUAGUGGGAGAAAUAAAAAUAGGAAACCCUACAGUGCUUCACAGCAGUCCACCACUCAACCCCUGGCCUCAGUCCCUCAGGUCCUCUUUUCUGUCACCCCCAACCCCUGCCCUCACCCUUCCAGGUUCUUCGUCCAGGAAGCGAUGUGAUGAAAACCGGGCCCAGAAGGCCAUAGGGAGAGAGAUUUUGUAUAUGUACAUUAAAUAUACACACAUAAUUGUUUAUUUAUGAAGUCAAUCAGAUUUGAGGUCAUGAGGGCCUGGAAAGGCCACACAUCUCACAGACCAGGAAGGAAUUGAGAGAGAGCUGAUAGUCAAAAAAUCACUCUCAGAGGUGGUGACAGUGGUUACCUCCUGGGAUGAAAUGGGUUGCCCAGCAGACCAAGGGAGAGAAAGACAUAAUCUCAGCCAUAUCCUUUGUAGAUAACUGAUUAUCCGUUCCAUUCAUAAACAUUCCAACUGAAAAAAAAAUAUUAAUUAGCCAAGCGUGAUGACCUAAGCCUGUGAUUCUAGCACAAGAGACCAAGGUAGAAGAGGAAUAAGUUCAAGAGCCAGCCUGGGCUAACCAACUUCAAAUACUAGCAGAAAGUGAAUGUGUCCCGAGGAAUUCCAUAACACAGAAGAGAGUAAACGAUCCGCAGAUGAGCUAACCGACAGGCUAAAGGACUGACUUUCUCAAAUCGUAAAAAAAAGAAAAGUGCAACUAAAAUUAAGAAGAAAAGUAAUGGCAAGCC